GAUCAAAUUCAGUUAUUCCGGAACUUCUAACGCGUGCGGUUUGGACACAUAUUUCGAACAUUACCGAUUAAACUCUAUGAGUGUGCGUGUGUUUGUGUGUGCUUGUAUGUGAUCUAGUGGAACAGGAAGUGAUGCUGCAGUGAUAUCUAUCUUCUUCUGCAAGGAUAAUAGGAAGAAGAUCAUCGCCCUCAGUCCGUUAGAAGAAGGAACCCCGAAACCAUGUGCUAAGUGUCGUACCGGUGCUUUAUAUACGCCUACCGUCAGGAGUCAUGAAGUUUCGUAUUAAGCACGCGGUUCUGCCGUUGGCAUUGAUAGCUGUGAUACUAAUCGACCAUAUUCGGUGCGAUGACGAGACGCCGGAAGUGAUCAAACCGGCGAAAAGAAAAACCAAGAAAAGUGGCAAAUCGAAAACGAAGCUCCUAGCCGUGAAAAGCGCUGCAAAACCCAGGGAAAGACCUCAGGCCGAUGCACCGCCAGCUUACUCGGAAUACGAUCAGUACGACUAUAACUAUGGAGAAAACGAUCGGGACUAUGACGGAGAAAAUGGUAAUAACCCGACGACCGAAUCAGCCUUUCAACAGCCGGAUGAUGAGAUCCCAAAAGUGCCAGCGCCUACUAUCACCGUCAGCGUGAGACCACCGGAGCCCGAGUCGAUCGUACAACCUUUCACAUGUUUCCACGAAGGAACGUGGUACCGGGAAAAGGAUCAGUUUCAAACAGGCUACCAUGAUUGUGCAACAUGUCAAUGUCGUAACAGCAAGGUCGUCUGCGAUGAAGCUGAUUGUCCGAAACAUCGUACGAACAUAACUGUGGAAAUCAUUCCUCCUAGUACCACCACUACAACCACUACGACGACAACCACGGAAAAGCCUGAAUUCGAUGCAGCACUGCUAGGGCAUCGUAUACCAGAGGGACCAGCUGGUGCACCAGGAAUUCCCGGCGAAGCUGGACUCCCUGGAACUCCUGGCUCACCCGGUGUUCCUGGACUUCCCGGUCCUCCCGGAAUGGCACCAGAUUUAACGUUUUACACGCAACAGUUGCAAGAUUCCGUUGCUGGAUCUGACAAAGGACCUUCGCCAGACAAUUUUCAAUACAUGCAUGCUCAAGUUGGACCGGUGGGACCUAGAGGACCCCCUGGGCCAUCAGGUAUUUCUGGACCACAAGGUUUUCAGGGAACGAGAGGCGAGCCUGGUGAACCUGGGCCACCAGGAUCCACAGGACCAGGUGGACCAAGAGGAUUACCAGGGCCUCCUGGAAAAGAUGGUGCUCCCGGAGAUGACGGUGAUGCGGGUCCGCAUGGUCCUAUUGGACAACCCGGUCCACGUGGAUUACCGGGAUUACCUGGAGUACCAGGUAUGAAAGGCCACCACGGUCUGCCAGGUAUGGAUGGACCAAAGGGAGAACAAGGUGUUCCCGGAGAAAAAGGAUCCGUAGGUGCAAUUGGACCGCUAGGUGCUCCUGGACCGAUUGGACCAGCCGGCCCUCGUGGAGAACGAGGUCGAGAAGGUUCACCAGGACCUCCUGGACUACGUGGUAUUGAUGGAAUCGCUGGUUCUCCAGGCCAACCUGGCCCUGUCGGUAAACCGGGUCCACCCGGUUUUCCUGGUACCCCUGGUAAUAAGGGUGAUAUAGGAGCGCAGGGACCUAAAGGUAGUCAAGGUCCACAAGGUCCUCGAGGUGAAUCCGGAAGACCAGGACAACCUGGUGAACCUGGCUUAAAUGGACCACCUGGAAAAGAUGGAGCUACAGGUGAAAAGGGUUCUGUUGGAUCUCCUGGUAUGGCAGGACCUCCCGGCUUCCCAGGACCACGAGGAGCACCUGGUGCUAAUGGAAGUCCUGGAGAUUCGGGACCCAAGGGAGAACCUGGCCUAACUGGAGAACGGGGUUACAAGGGAGAAUCUGGUAUCAAAGGAGAAUCGGGAGUACCUGGUCCUCGGGGUUUACCAGGAGCUAUCGGUCCAGAAGGAAAACGAGGAAAGCGAGGAAUGAAGGGACCCACUGGAUUGCCUGGCCCUCAGGGAGAACGUGGUCUACCUGGUAUACCGGGAUUACCUGGACCGGAUGGAGCCCAAGGCAUUAAAGGACAAGGUGGAGAUCGAGGAGCGCCAGGGCCACAAGGAACCAAAGGUUCAUCUGGUGAUCCAGGACCCCCGGGACAACCAGGUAUUCAGGGAUUGCGAGGCAUUCCAGGACGACCAGGAGCUCAAGGCAAAGCUGGUGCUCCCGGAGAAAGAGGUCCACAGGGAUCUGAUGGAAAAGUCGGAGAGCCGGGACAACAAGGACUUCAAGGAUUGCCUGGUCCAAUCGGCUUGAUAGGAGACAAAGGAUUUCCGGGAGAACCUGGAAAAGAUGGUGAAAUCGGACCUCCAGGAGCAACUGGACCACGAGGUGACGCGGGUAAAGAUGGCCCACCAGGAAUUUCAGGUCCUCCAGGACCACCCGGGAAUGAUGGAGAUCGUGGCCCACCAGGGCCGGCAGGUCCACGCGGUUUUCAGGGUCUACCAGGAACCCCGGGAAAUCCGGGUGCACCCGGCAAAGACGGACAAAGUGGUCAGCCAGGACCAACGGGUCCUUCUGGUCAACCGGGAAUAAGAGGAGAACGAGGUUUCCCAGGAGAACGAGGUCCAAUUGGAACACCAGGCGCUGCAGGCUUGAGGGGGGAGACAGGUGCCCAAGGAAACGAUGGUCCACCAGGAUCACCAGGACCAUCAGGAAUGAAGGGUCACCAGGGUGCGCCAGGCAUUAUCGGUAUGCCAGGAUUGAGAGGUCUUCCUGGUCCAUCGGGUGAAAAAGGAGAAAGAGGUAUGAUAGGACCAACAGGUCCAGAAGGUCCUGCUGGAAGAACCGGAGAAAGAGGUUUGCAAGGUCCGAUGGGUCCUACGGGACCACCUGGAGAACCAGCUGAAAAGGGCGAACCCGGAACGCCAGGAAUCCCCGGCGAACCGGGCGCCCCGGGCUCCGUCGGUGAGCGUGGAGCGGUGGGACCACAAGGAUUGCAAGGGUUCCCUGGUCCGCAGGGCCCCGUCGGCUUGCCUGGAACCAAAGGCGAUCGAGGUGCUAUGGGAUUGAAAGGAGAGCAAGGAAAUAGUGGAAACCCUGGUAUGCCGGGAGAACCCGGACCACAGGGAUUGAUCGGCUUGACUGGCAGUAAAGGAACACGAGGAGAACCUGGUUUGCGUGGUGAGACAGGCUCAAUGGGAGCCCCAGGUAGGCCCGGUGAUCCAGGCGUGGCGGGACAACCGGGUAAUCCAGGACAACCUGGACCAGCGGGUACAUCUGGUCUAAAAGGUAACCCUGGAGAUGCUGGUAGACCUGGAAAUCCAGGACCUCAAGGUUUGCCUGGACAACAAGGCCCGGAAGGAAUCAAGGGUUCCGCUGGAAGUGAUGGUCCGCAGGGUCCUCCUGGAAAUCAGGGACCACAGGGAGCUCCAGGCGAUCGCGGUUUACCGGGACUACCUGGACCAAGUGGGCAACAAGGCGCAAGAGGUCUCCGUGGAGCGGCUGGAGAACCGGGACAACCUGGUAAACCUGGGCAUGAUGGACCACAGGGUACUCCGGGAGUCGCUGGACCGCCUGGCCCACCUGGUAAUACAGGUGAUCAAGGUGUAGAAGGGCCACCUGGCAAACAGGGCCCUCCUGGUAUUGCAGGCCGACCUGGUGAUAAGGGACCUAUUGGUACUCCUGGCACUCAAGGAUUACCUGGGGCUCCAGGGUUGCCUGGACCACAGGGACCCCAAGGACAGAUUGGUCAGACCGGUGAACGUGGAUUACGGGGAGAAACUGGACCACAGGGAAUUGAAGGACCACCUGGACCUAGAGGUAAAUUAGGUCCUCCAGGCUUGGAAGGAGCGAAGGGUGAUGCCGGUGAGCCUGGACAGAAGGGUCUUAAGGGUCAUCGGGGCCUGAUUGGUUUACAAGGACUCCCGGGACCAGCUGGGUCCCCCGGAGAUAAGGGAGAAACUGGAAUGGCAGGUCCACCCGGAAAACCUGGAGAAAUCGGACCACGGGGACCUGCAGGACGAGAUGGAUCGCCAGGACCACAAGGAUUGAUCGGUUCUGUUGGACCUCGUGGGCCACCUGGAAACGAUGGCAAGCAUGGAGUAUCUGGACUACCAGGUCCUCCAGGUCCACCCGGUCCUCCUGGCGAUGGCAUCGGCUACGACGCUGCCGCUUUGGCCGCACUUCUCGGCCACGGACAAGUUAGCAAUACCAAGGGACCAGAUCCAAAUAUGGGAGACGAGCCGAUGAAAUUCAACAAUGUAUUCGAUUUGACCGACGAAGAACGUAAAAAAUUAGUAGAAGCAGCCUACGAACGAUUGAAGGCUGCGUUUGGUACCUUCAAAAAACCUGACGGUAAACAAGCGUCCCCAGCAAAGACAUGCAGGGAUUUAUUCGCCGCACACCCAGACUACACGUCAGGACACUACUGGAUAGACCCUAAUGAGGGUGAUGUUCGGGAUGCAAUUUUAGUUUACUGUGAUGCGGAAAAGAAGGGUUCAUGCAUUCUACCACAACCGUUACGAACCAAGGAACUACAUUAUGUUGGCGACGAACAAGAAGUGUGGCUCGGAGAAAUGGAAACGGGUAUGAAGAUCACUUACAAGGCUGAUAGUAAUCAAGUUGGUUUCUUGCAACUGCUAUCAGCAUCUGCAACACAAAACGUAACCUAUCACUGUAGGAAUAGUGUGGCUUACUACAACAAAGAGAGCAACGGCUACCGUCAAAGUUUAAAACUGCUGGCGUGGAACGACGCCGAGCUUACUGCAAAGGGUCCGCAGAAGCUGCGCUACGAAGCGGUACUGGAUGACUGCCAGCAUCGAACACCCGACUAUGCUCAAACGAUACUCGCUUACAAGACCGACAAGCCGAUGAGGCUACCAAUCGUCGAUAUAGCCUUGCGCGAUGUUGGUGAUCUGAAUCAGAAGUUCUGGAUCGAAAUCGGUGCGGUGUGUUUCUAUUAGAUCAAUUAGAGAAAAUCGAGUCGAUACACAAUUUGCAAAUCAGGUAGCAGUAAUGAUCAUCACUGCCACAUUAAACAACAACUAAUAAAGUGAUAUUUAAAGACAUCUUGCAACAAGAUUUUACAACUAAGGCUAGUGUAGGUUCCCCAUUUUGUAGAUUAUAUUGAAAGUGUGUGUACAAUAAA
Molecule: messenger RNA, 5146 nt
Organism: Toxorhynchites rutilus septentrionalis
Lineage: Eukaryota; Metazoa; Arthropoda; Insecta; Diptera; Culicidae
Product: collagen alpha-1(I) chain-like
Exons: 19
Coding region: 270-4961 (1563 amino acids)
Molecular function (GO): extracellular matrix structural constituent
Source: RefSeq, a predicted model, not a curated record